This is a messenger RNA of Opisthorchis viverrini, 285 nucleotides long. RefSeq lists its product as hypothetical. Lineage: Eukaryota; Metazoa; Platyhelminthes; Trematoda; Opisthorchiida; Opisthorchiidae. The coding region runs from base 1 to 285 and encodes 94 amino acids. The transcript has 2 exons. The record is from RefSeq and is a predicted model, not a curated record.
AUGCUCUCCAAAGCCUGCGUCAAGUCUGGUGGACUGCUGAACGGACGCGAAAAGAACAAAGGCUCUGACAAGUACUCACACCAGAUGAUCAAGCGGCUAUCCGGACCCGGAGUUCACGGUAAUAAGAAGGAGACUGCAGUCUACAACAUUGCUGCGAUUUUGGUGGAGGGUCUCAGUGGGGUUCAUUUCCGGCAAAACUUCUGCAGAGAACUUGAAGAAAACGGACAAGAACAGUCACCGCCAAAAGCCUUUUUGAAGCAAAAUUUGUACAAAUCUCCCUACUAG